Messenger RNA from Gryllus bimaculatus (two-spotted cricket), 3296 nucleotides. The record is from the annotation of a GenBank genome assembly. Lineage: Eukaryota; Metazoa; Arthropoda; Insecta; Orthoptera; Gryllidae.
CGGCGUCUGCUCGAGAGGCCCCAGCGCCGGGUGCGGCUCGCCCGGGGCGUCGGAACGCCAGCGGUCCAGGCGUGAGGCAUGUCUGGCAACGGCGCGCAGCGGACGUCGCUCCGCCCGCCUCGCAGCGCUUCUCCGCGCGCCCUUCGUGCUGUCGCCUGGUACGCAGCGCGCCGUGUCGCAGCGGCGACGCCGUCAACUUAACUAGCCGGUGACGGUGAUGGGCUACUGCACGUGCCGGGCCGCCCGCCCCCGCCCCCAGGCCCCGCCACGCGCAAGCCGCGAGAGGCUCCUGCUCCAAGUGCCAGUGAUAUUGUUUUGGUGGCUGCAGUACUGCAACAUCGGGAAAAGAGAGUUUCUGAUUACUGUGUGCUUGAACCUACACGUGAGGAGUAUGUAACACGACACUUCCAAGAUGGACGUAUUGCAUAUAGUGAUCACAGGAUUGCAAUGGUUGCUGGUUACAUGGCUGAAGAAGUAUCAGGAUUAUCAGCUUUCAAUUUCAUGCACAAGGAAGAUGUUAAUUUCACAAUUGUGGCUCUUCAGCAAAUGUAUGAUUUGAGUCAAGGAGCUGGAGGAAGUGCUUACAGAUUGCUGGCAAAGACUGGUCGAUACAUCUACCUGCGAACUCAAGGUUAUCUAGAGUUUAAAAAGACUGCCAAUGAAGAGACAACCUUAAUCUGCAUCAACACGCUUUUAACGGAAGAAGAGGGUGAGCGUCUCAUUCAGGAAAUGAAACAACGCUAUGCAGCUUCUAUAACAAAGUGUUUCCAGAUUACUCAAACUGGAGGUCCUCUUGCAAAGGCUGUAACACCAGAGUAUAUUCCUCAACUUCCAGCAGUGAUGCCAGCCUCUGAGCCUCCUCUGCCCAGCCCAUCUCAGAUGGAAGAACAUCGCUUUGUGCAGCCCAGCCCAGCAUCAGACUCUGCCCUCAGCCCAAAUCAAGGGGCUAGUCCUGGCUCUGUGCAAUUUGCCAACAUGGCUAUUUACUCACCUCCCCCUCCACCUGUACAACCCCAGCCCUCUCCACCUGCUGCUCGUUACCCUGGAGUCAUUACUGGUCCCAGCAGUACUCCUACCUCAAUGGAUCGCCCCACUGUCCUUCGAACUCAGAGUGUCAUAACUGAACGAGUUUCUGUUUUGACAACUGCUGGGAAUCCAACUGAAACACCCAUGGACACUGGAAGCGGAGUAGGUUCAACAGAAAGAAGCCAUUGGGGUUUUAAGGAAGUAUCCGUUCUGAAGAGAACAUUCAGUUUGGAUGCUGAUGCUUCUAGUUCAAAACGGUUACACACUGGAGCUCCACGACCUGGCAGGCAACGCCGACGGGACUCUCAGCCUGCUACCCUAUCAGAAGAAACCAUGCCUUUAAAAGUGGAGGUGCCUCAUGGUGCACCCGUGUUGUCCCCUGAAGAGCAACACCAAGCUCUCAUGGCCCGGGGGGUCCCUGGCCAUGUUCCCCAGUAUAGGGGGACAUGGCCUCAAGUCCCCAGCCAAAUGGCUCCUUCUCAUACCCCGCUACCUGAUCCUUCCUCCUCGUGUUUGCAAAUGGCCCUCCCUCCAGCAGCUGCCGUUUUGAGUCCAGCUGCUCCCUUUGAGCCUGACCCAGCAAGUCCUGCUAGUUUGGGAGACUUGAAGACUGAUGACCUGCUGGGUCUAGAUGGUGUGGACUGCAUGAAACCUGAAUUUAUACCUCUGGAAGCAUUACAAGCCUGUCUGGACGCUCCUUCAGCAGUGGAGUCUGAGUGUGCUGCCUGGCUGGGUUUUGCAGACUGUCUGACAGAGGGGCCAGGGCAUGACUUAAGCCUUUCAGCUCCUGGUGUUGACCCUGCUGCUGUUCAGGCUUAUAGUUGUGUGGACCGAGAAUUGGAACGACAACAUCAACAGCUUCAGUCAAGAAUGGCUAUGCAGGAGACACAAAUGAGCCGAUUGGAGCAAGACCUGGAGACUGUGCCUGGGUCAGAUGAACCCUUACGGUCCACUCUCUCCCAGCUCCAGGCUCAACAUAAAAAACAGCGGCAGAUGCUUCACACACUGAAACAGGAUCACCACUGUUUGCAGAGACAAGACAAACUGGCACCUGGACCAUGUGUCAAACAGAACUUGGGUGUGUGACAACAUUACCAAAAGAACUAGUUUGCCCAUAGCCUAAUGUACAACAUUUUUUUUAUUUUGUGUAAUAUCUUUUAAUAUAUGUAAUGUACUAAUGUGGCAUGAAGAGUGAGAGAGCGCAAAGAGAACUGACAAAUCAUUAUGUAAUGAAACAAUACAAACGUUUGUUGUCUGCUUCAUUAAGAUUUAAAAUGAAUAUGUAACGUUAUUUGUAUAUGCAAGUCUGUAAAUUAUGUAGGAAUUUUUAUGCAGGAAGGAGGUAAUUUCCUGGUUGUACUGAGCUUUGACUGAUUUUAUUAUAGGAACACUUUAUUUUCAAUACUGCCAUGAAGGGAACAGGUAUUUGCAUUGUGCAUAUUAAAUGUCGGAAGUUUGAAUGUCCAUAUUGAUUCGGAUAUUGAACUUCUGUAAAUGUAUUGAGUACAGAAAGCAAUGUCAAACUUUUGGCUUCAUAUUGCAAAAUACAGUGUUUUUUUCGUCUGAAUGCAAUUAUGCAUAUUUGUCUGUUGGUUCAUUGUAAUUCAAUGUAAUAACUAAUGAUCAGUAGUUUGCAAAAGCCAUUUGCCAUCAUGCGUCGUAACAAGGUUGUCUGUGUAAGGUUCUUGAAAGUUGAGUGUGUUUGUUGGGCAUGACUGGCUGGCCUACCAGCAAAUAAUGUACACAUUUUUAAAUUUAAAACUGAGAGCAAAGUACUGUAGAAUUGAGUAUUUAAUACUGAUAUUUGUAACGGCAAAGAGCAAAUGCUCGGCAUUGGAUAAAUGAGUAUUUUUAAGCAGAGUUUCGGUCAUAACUUUGUGUGCCAUCAUGUUAAAAAAUUGCAUUUCAACCUCCACCAUUUCUUAUUGUAUUGUAAUUAUUAUAUGACUAGAUAUCAGUUCAUUGCAUUUUAUAAUAAAUGAACAAGUUUGUAAAUUUUUAAAUUAUACUUAGUAGAAGAGAUCCAUUUAUUGUGCAUAAUUUGGCUUGUCAGUAGGUUGGUUAAGUGCCCAUCACAUGUUUUUGAGCAAAAUAGUGCAUCAGCAAGAUGUGAAUAGAAGCCAAGACUAUUGGAAUGUAAUUUAGUGUAAAAAAAGUUUGUUGAAAUAUGUCCACCUUUGUAAUAUUAUGUUUCUUUCAUAUUGUACUUCAAUUGUGCAAUGGAUGCAUUCAUGCAGGUGACAUGAAGAUCAACUGUUGUGCCUUCUUUA